CACGUGACAGUAUAUAUAUCUUAAAAAAGCAUUUUCCAUUUGUUCUCUAUCUCAUUUCACCCAUUCUGGUAGUCUCCUCUCCAAGCCACCACCGCCAUCGACAUGGAAAAUGAUAACUCAAAUAUCGACACUGCUGAGUUGAUCGCCGCUGCUUCUGAUUUCGCUAACUAUCCUGCUUCUCACACCGAUACUUCUGCAAAGGACUUCCUCACUCGCUUUCCUCUCCUAGUCAUUCUCCGUGCUUUACAAACCAGAGAGGAAGUGCCCGGUCUGGAGAAUACUUUAGUUGAUUGUCAAGAAAGGUUAUUUAAAACAAAGUACGGUGCCUCUCUGAUCCCGCACUCCAUGCCUUUCGUCGUAGUGGGCCUCGGUGCUGACUCUCAACGUGUUAGAGGUUUAGCUUGUAAAACGGUGUCUUCUCUGUUGGAUAACACACAUGAUACUGCGACUGCUAUACAACUUGUUCUCGAGUAUAAAGUGUAUCCUCUAUUGCUGACUAGCCUCAUCCAGGGUGAUGAACAAGUAUCUGCUGCGUCGAUGGAUGCAAUCAAAAGUUUGGCUAUUACUCCAGGGGGCGUGGAUAUUGUUUUUCCUGCUGAAACGAAUGAAGCGACAGACCUCAAGUGUUUACUGUCAAGAAGUUCCUCUUUGGGAAGAGUUCGCAUAUUAGCUUUGAUAGUGAAACUAUUCUCUAUUUCCAGUUCAGUGGCAUCAGUAGUUUACAACUCGAAUCUUCUCAGCCUACUGGUGGAAGAAGCUCUUACUGGGAAUGACAUGCUCAAAACUUUGAGUGUUAUAGAACUUCUUUAUGAGGCAGCAGAAGUUCCACAUGGUACAGAGUUUUUGUCCAAGACUACAAUUCUUGAGCUACUCAGUUCCAUCAUCAGCAAUCCCAUGGCUGAAUCAAUUCUAAGAUCUAGAUCAAUGAUGAUAUGUGGAAGGCUCUUGUCCAAGGAGAACAUUUACAUGUUCGUUGACGAAUCCAGUCUUAAAACAGUAACUUCUGCUAUUGAUGGAAGGUUCAACGUGGGGGAAAGUCUGGAACCAGAUGAAUGUGAAUGUGCCCUUGAAGCAUUGGGUAACAUAGGGUCCUCUAUCCAAGGAGCUAAAAUGCUGCUUUCAAGUUCACCUCCUGCUGCUAGACAUGUCGUGGAUGCUGCCUUUGCUUUUCAUGGCCGUGGUGGCAAACAGCUAGCUGGUCUACAUGCUCUGGGAAACAUUGCUGGAGAACCUCGACCUGAAGAUGAUGUGAUACUUGAUGGUGCUGCGGAAGAAAGCCUUCAGCGCUUGAUAUAUGCAACAGCAUCCAAAACCUCGAAGUUAACACCAUCAGGUCUCUUACUUUCAGUUCUUCAACAAGAUUCAGAAAUCCGUCUUGCGGGAUAUAGAUUGAUAAAGGGACUAGUGAUCAGACCAUGGUGCCUGAUGGAGAUCUGCUCCCGACAAGAGAUGAUAAAUAUAAUAACUGACAGUUAUACUGAAACUACCAAGAUAGGUAUGGAAGCUAGAUAUGAUUGCUGUCUGGCAAUCUACAAGGCGUUCACAUCAUCGAGCAAACUGAUCAGAGACCCUAGUCUUGCUGCGGUAGCUGCGAAGCUGCAGGAAGUGGUUAAAAAUGGUCCAUACCUUGCAAGAAAGCAUUCAGAAGCUCAACCUAUAGUAGUGACUGAAGACAGAUUUUAGUUUAAUCCAUACUUGUCAGGGCAGGGCUUUACAGGGUAGUUAUAAUGUAAGAGGUAUCCAGGUAGAUGUUUGAAUUGUAGCCUGAAACUAUGUAUCUAAGUAUUCACUUCUACUCAGUUUUUUUUUUCUACUGGAUAUAUGUAGAUUCAAAAGUUAAUCCUGUUAUCUUAUCAGCUGAGUGAGAAGCACCUUAACAGUGA
Messenger RNA from Daucus carota subsp. sativus, 1883 nucleotides. RefSeq lists its product as uncharacterized. The transcript is spliced from 17 exons. The record is from RefSeq and is a predicted model, not a curated record. Gene Ontology annotation, biological process: proteasome assembly. Gene Ontology annotation, cellular component: cytosol. NCBI's taxonomy places the organism in Eukaryota, Viridiplantae, Streptophyta, Magnoliopsida, Apiales, Apiaceae. Bases 103 to 1683 code for a protein of 526 amino acids.